This is a messenger RNA of Gossypium arboreum, 1556 nucleotides long. Its product is annotated as E3 ubiquitin-protein ligase UPL6-like. Bases 472 to 1080 code for a protein of 202 amino acids. The record is from RefSeq and is a predicted model, not a curated record. The transcript has 8 exons. Gene Ontology annotation, molecular function: ubiquitin protein ligase activity. Lineage: Eukaryota; Viridiplantae; Streptophyta; Magnoliopsida; Malvales; Malvaceae. Gene Ontology annotation, biological process: protein polyubiquitination; ubiquitin-dependent protein catabolic process.
CUAUAGAUUGAGAAUUAGGGUGCCUUCAAAACACGUCGCAAAAGCAAUUAAGCGAAACAUCAUCGUUCUGUUUUGCCCAAAUUAAAACACAGAAAUCCCUCAUCCCCAACACCCGAAAUCCCUAUCUUUUUUUCUCCAUUUUAUUUGCCUCAGAUCCCCUUCCCCAAAAUUCCCUUCCCCAAAUCCCUAACAUGGACAGAACUUCACAUUUCUCUUUCACUUUUACGGUUUCAAUCCUUGUUUUCCCUCUAAAUUUCUGGUAAAAUUCUCUCAAAACCUCUUCAGUUUCAGUUUUCUGGGCUUGUAUUUUUCUGAUUUGGUGGUGGGUUUUAUGCUAGUUCUUCAUCUCCUACCUUCUAGUUUUCGACAGAGCAAGGAAUUAAAUAAGGGAAGGAAUCCAUGUCUAACUUGCACGUGAUGGUCUGAAGGUCUCCAUAGACCUAUAAUUAGCAGAGUUGCUGAGUUUCGAGAAUGUUCUUCACGGGUGAUCCAACUACUCGAAAGCGGGUUGAUUUGGGCAGUCAGAGCUCCAAAGAGAGAGAUAGGCAGAAACUUCUUAAACAAACGCGUUUGGAACGCAAUCGCUGUCUUUGGUUGUGCCAGCAAAAUUCUGCAGCUCUCAAGAUUCAGAAAUACUUCAGAAGGGGAAAGGUAGUGGAAGUUGAACGAGCCAAGGUGCGAGAGCAGUUCUACAAAACUUAUGGAAAGCACGGUCAUCAUGUAGACAGGCAUUGUUUUGGUCCAGACUUAGAGUUUCUCCGCCAGCUAAUUUUCUUUGUCAAUGCAUGGAAUAUGAAUGAUUUUUCUGUUCUUGCUGAGAUUUGCCGAUUAAUUCAGCAUUUUGUUCCGAGAAAGUGGGGAUGUUGUGGAACUCUUUGCAGGCACGAACUACUUAUCCAAUCAUUCUUUGGUUGUCUACAGGUUGAAGCGACUCUCAUUUGCUUGCAUUCAGGCUAUAUAUCACAACAGGUAGAAUUUAAUGUAGGCAUAUAUUCUAUGCAUGUCUUUAAGCUAUUUCAGUGGGUAAUAUUGUUGGUCAACAAACAGAGCUCUUAUAUACAAAGAGUGUCAAAGCAAUGAUGAGCUACAUGAAGCAAGGAAAGUGCUAAUUUAGGGUUUGCCAGAAUUGUUGGGUAAUUGCACUAAUAUUGGAUUAAAGAGAAUGGGAGAGCUUGAUCCAAAGGCUUUUCAUGACACUUGUAAGUUGCGAUUUCCUUGUGAUGAAGUGGGAAUUCAGGCCACUACUCUAUGCUCAUCAUGGUAGGAGAAUCUAACAAAUCUAAAGCUGUAAUGGGGUGAAGAGAUUUAUAAUGCAGUGGUAACAGCUUUGAAAGAACUCUUUUGUAGUAACUUAUUGUAGUAUGUUUGUAGUUGAAGUUUCUUAUAGUGGACAUCAUGUUAUUUAUUCAGCAUAAGUUUCAAAUAUUUUAGUUUUAAAAGAAAGUAUGUACUGUAGUCAUUAGAUUGGGUUUUCAAAGAUGAUUAUGUUAACAUUUUCAUCAAACAUUAUGAACAGUUCACUUGUUAAUGUUAUUGAACUCAAAAACAAUUUAAAA